UUCCGGUGUGGGUUCUAGGAGGAAGGGAGAGAUGCUGCUGACGGCGAGGGGGCGGGCUGGGGCCACAUUCCUGCACCUGGUGAUCGCUGUCCGCACCAUGGCUGGAGCGUCCACGGUCUCGGUCUCGGUCUCGCUCCCUGAACUCCGGUCACUCCUAACAUCAGGCCGGGCCCGGCUCUUCGAUGUGAGAUCUCGGGAGGAGGCUGCAGCGGGAACCAUCCCAGGGGCAGUCAACAUCCCGGUGUCCGAGUUGGAAAGUGCCCUGCAGAUGGAGCCAGCUGCAUUCAAAGCAUUGUACCGCACUGAGAAGCCAAAGCAAGAAGAUGAGAAUCUUGUUUUCUUCUGUCAAAUGGGAAAACGGGGCUUCCAGGCCACACAGCUGGCCCGGCGCCUUGGAUACACAGGGGCUCGAAACUAUGCUGGGGCCUAUAAGGAGUGGUUCGAGAAAGAGGGUUAGGCAGAACCCUUAUCUCUCCCUCCCACCUUAACAAAGGGUGAUGAAGGAGAUGACUUGCUGGGCUAGGCAACUCCUUUUAGUGCUUUGCACACAGAAACAUUAAUAAAGAACAUUUUAUCAAGUA
This is a messenger RNA of Ictidomys tridecemlineatus (thirteen-lined ground squirrel), 581 nucleotides long. It is a transcript of the gene Tstd1, whose product is annotated as thiosulfate sulfurtransferase like domain containing 1. The record is from RefSeq and is a predicted model, not a curated record. Gene Ontology annotation, molecular function: thiosulfate-thiol sulfurtransferase activity. NCBI's taxonomy places the organism in Eukaryota, Metazoa, Chordata, Mammalia, Rodentia, Sciuridae. Gene Ontology annotation, cellular component: cytoplasm.